This is a messenger RNA of Castor canadensis (American beaver), 2203 nucleotides long. RefSeq names its product LHFPL tetraspan subfamily member 2 (gene Lhfpl2). Lineage: Eukaryota; Metazoa; Chordata; Mammalia; Rodentia; Castoridae. Gene Ontology annotation, cellular component: membrane. The record is from RefSeq and is a predicted model, not a curated record.
CGCGGGGCCGCUGCCGCCCGCCCGACGACCAGACGCGGUGUCGCUCUGCAUGCAUGCCGCCCGCCCUGGACCGCGCAGCUGCCGCCGCCGGCCGCGGGAGUGACCGAGCCCUGCCGCGACUUCUUUCCCAGGCCGCCGGAGCUGCCUGCCGCCCUGCCGGCUGGCUUUGCUGAUUGACCCCGCGGACUCGUGCGUCUCUGUGUCCACCGCGAACAUCAAUAUGUGUCAUGUCAUUGUCACCUGCCGCUCGAUGCUCUGGACCCUCCUGAGUAUCGUGGUGGCCUUUGCCGAGCUGAUCGCUUUCAUGAGCGCAGACUGGCUGAUCGGGAAAGCCAAGAGCCGCAGCGGCGUGGAGCCGGCCGGCGGAGGCCCGUCCGAGCCCUACCACCCCACCCUGGGCAUCUACGCGCGCUGCAUCCGCAACCCCGGCGUGCAGCACGUGCCGCGGGACACGCUGUGCGGGCCCUACGCCGAGAGCUUCGGCGAGAUCGCCAGCGGCUUCUGGCAGGCUACUGCCAUCUUCCUGGCGGUGGGCAUCUUCAUCCUUUGCAUGGUGGCCCUGGUGUCGGUCUUCACCAUGUGUGUGCAGAGCAUCAUGAAGAAAAGCAUUUUCAACGUCUGCGGGCUCUUGCAAGGAAUCGCAGGCCUGUUCCUUAUCCUUGGUUUGAUACUCUAUCCUGCUGGCUGGGGCUGCCAGAAAGCCAUAGACUACUGUGGACAUUAUGCAUCUGCCUACAAACCCGGAGACUGCUCCCUGGGCUGGGCCUUUUACACAGCCAUCGGUGGCACAGUCCUCACCUUCAUCUGUGCCGUCUUCUCUGCACAAGCGGAAAUCGCAACCUCCAGUGACAAAGUACAGGAAGAAAUCGAAGAGGGGAAAAACCUUAUCUGCCUUCUUUAGUUUGGAAGAGGCACUGAUGUCAUCUUCUUCCUUGUGUAAUCAUGUGAAACAGUCCUGAUCAUUUGAAGCAAGUGGAGAACUAGCCUUUACCUACCAAAGCCACACUCCACGGCCCAGGCCUCGGUAGGACCCAUGACGGACACCAUCCGGCUAGGCACAGUUACUGGACGUGAGGGGCGCGGUGAGCACAAGCAGAGGACGUAACCCUGACUGCCGUGUGGUUCCCGCCAGACUCCAUCUCCCCCGGGGCCUAGUGACGGGUGGCAUGUGACCUGUGAAGGCAGCCCUUCCUUCCUCUGCCACAGAGGAGGCGUUAGCCAGUGUCGCGGGCUGUGUGCGAUGCGUUUCUGCCCCAAAGCUGCAUACCUGUGGGCAGCUGUGUCUCACCGUGAGGUCUGGGGUUGUGUUUUGGCUUUUUUAAUAGUUCUUUCAAGUUGUCUCCAUUAAAUACUAAAAGGAAGACUACACACAGACUUACUGGGGACAGGUUGUGUGCUAAAGGACACAGCAAGACACCAUCUGUUGCUUGGCUUACUGAAGCGGUCAGCAGGGACUGUUAGGAUCCUGCUGUGGAACUUGUUCUAGGUUGAAUUCCGGGGCAAGACGGAUCAACAACUACCACUCCAAGAUUCUAGAAAUGUUUAAGAAAGAUGAAGGACCUGCGUAAUCAUGAGAAAAAAAGUACAAAACUUUGCCAGUGUAGACAGCCUUUCCUCCUCCCAGAAGCCAGGCUGCUGUCCAAACGGCCAGGUCUCUUCCUCGGUGAUCACAGUUUUCUCCUAAGGUUAGGAUUGUGCUUUGAGUGCCAAAGGAAACCUUACCAUUUCCUCCAUUCAGGGACAGCUGUCUCCAAACCAGCUGUGACUCCUGCAGAUGUUCACUGGGGGGAACUGCCAGAACCUCGCUGGCAUUUGGGGGAGAACUUUUCGGUCAGCCGGUUUCCAACGCCAUCGGCAGCAGAAUGGUGCUUUUUACAGAAAAAAACCCGAGCUAAUCAUGGAAGCUUGAGUUACUGGUGUUGAUCCUGAAAUAACAUUAAAUUGCUGAAACGUUGCAUCAACGUCUUAUCUCCAAGACGGCACAGAGUAGAAAGUUAAUGAGAAAAACCCGGGAGCUAGAUCGGGCUCACCACCUGCCCACACAAACAGUCAGGUGCCACUGCUAGAAAGGAUUCAGGGCUUUUAAGCAGCCAUAAAUUACCAAUAUAAUCGAUUCAGAAAGAUGGCAAUCAGAAUGACCAAAGCAGCCAGAAACAACUUAGUCUGGCAUAUGUAAACUUCAAGAAUUGUAGAAUGGUACAGA